AUGUAUGUACAUAAAGGCGUGCUCCAUCGCAGCCCCGGAGCCCGUCUGCGAGCAUCACCUCUCGUAGUCCUUCCCUUUCCCUACUACACCGCCUCACGGCUUCUUAUCGCCUCCUUGCCCCGCCUCUUUGCCCCGCCUCUGACCGCCUCGAAUACGAUGCCGGGCUUUUCCCUCUCCGCCCUCGCGACGAGGGCCGCGCCGCCGACGGGCGGCAUGGGCAUCUCGACGCCCAUCAUGGGCUACAACACGUACAACGACGUGGCCUGCUCGCCCAACGCGACCUACGUCUCGUCGACCAUCGACGCCCUCGUCUCGCGCGGCUUCCGCGACGCGGGAUACACCUUCUUCCAGAUCGACUGCGGCUGGCAGGGCACCACGCGCACCAACAACCCCUACGGCGCCAUCGACUACGACACCAACAACUUUCCCCAGGGCCUCAAGCCCAUCUCGGACAAGGCGCGCUCAAAGGGACUCACCUUCAGCCUCUACUCGGACGCCGGCGUGCGCGCCUGCGAUACCAUCGUGCCCAGCCCGCGCCUCGGCAGCUACGGGCAUGAGGAAGCCGACGCCAAGCUCUUUGCCAGCUGGAACGUCGAGUACGUCAAGUACGACUACUGCUACGCCGACGGCCCCAACGAGAACCAGAACGCGCCCAAGGAUCCGCGCAAGGACUACGUCGACCGGUAUGGGGCCAUGUGGCGGGCGCUGCAGAACAACAAGAUCGGGCGCAUGCUCGUUUGCCAGUGGGGCACGCCCUACAUUUCGCCGCCCGACGGCGAUCUCGAGGGCCCGGUCGACUGGACCAAGGGCAUCUCGACGUCGUUCCGCCUGUCAGACGACAUCAACGACGACUGGGCGGCCGUUGUGCGCAUCCUCAACCAGUCGAUCCACAUCGCCAAGUCGGGCAAGACGGGGCCCGGCCACUUUGCCGACGCCGACAUGCUCGAGGUGGGCUCCAAGAAGCUCACCCUCGACCAGCAGCGCACCCACUUUGCCUACUGGGCCAUGAUCAAGUCGGCCCUCAUGAUCGGCCUCAACCCGCAGCGGCUGGGGGACGACGCCGUCGCGCUGCUCCAGAACCGCGACCUGAUCGCCAUCAACCAGGACGCGCUCGGCAAGCCCAUCGAGCUCGUCGAGCGCUGGACAAACGACCGCGACCUCUACCGCGGGCCCCUGGCCAACGGCGACGAGGCCGUCCUGGUCGUCAACUGGAAGAACCAGGCGCGGACCGACCUCGGCUUCGACCUGGCGCAGCUCGGCAUUGCAAAGGCCGACGUAAAGGACCUCUGGACGGGCCAGGUCAAGAGGGGCGUCACGGGCCGGUACGUGGCGGGCACAACGACGGGCGCGCUGGGCUCGCUGCCGCUGCGGCUGAGCAACAUCGUGCGCGCCCCGUCCAAGUCGGGCGCGGCCGCCGACGCCGGCGACAAUGUCAAGUGGGUCGAGGCGGAAUCGGGCACCCUCUCGGGCGGGGCCAAGGCGGCGAACUGCUCGGGCUGCUCGGGUGCGCGCAAGGUGGGCAACCUCGGCGCCGGAGCGUCCGUGACGCUGUCCAACCUGUCCGCCCCGGCCGAGACGUCGACGCUCCUCUUUGACUACAUCAACGCCGAGGUCGGCUACCUCGGAGGCCAGGGCCCGAAUGCCAGGACGGCGCUCAUCUCGGUCAACGACGGCCCGUCCGUCCAGGUCAGCUUCCCGCUCUCGGGCUACGACUGGGACGCCAGCGUUGCCAAAUCCUACCGCGUCCAGCUCGCCGGCUUCAAGCGGGGCGCCGCCGCCAACAACAAGAUCACCAUCACGGCAGACAAGCAGGGCUUUGCGCCCGACCUCGACCGCGUCGGCGUCGUGCAGCAGUAG
This is a messenger RNA of Pseudozyma flocculosa PF-1, 1857 nucleotides long. RefSeq lists its product as uncharacterized. Lineage: Eukaryota; Fungi; Basidiomycota; Ustilaginomycetes; Ustilaginales; Ustilaginaceae. Gene Ontology annotation, molecular function: hydrolase activity, hydrolyzing O-glycosyl compounds. The transcript has 2 exons. The coding region runs from base 1 to 1857 and encodes 618 amino acids. The record is from RefSeq and is a predicted model, not a curated record. Gene Ontology annotation, biological process: carbohydrate metabolic process.